AUGAAGUCAUUCUCCGUUCUCCUUUUCACGGCCAGCCUGGUCUCGGCCGCUGCCGUUCCUGGCGCCGUCGUCGACCGCUCUACUGAGGUCGGCCAUGUUUCUACUGCUGUCGAGGUCCGCGACGCCACUGUUGCCGCCUCCAACCUCUUCGUUGACGACGCAGAGGAUGAUAAGGAAGAUGAGGAAGGCUUCCCUCUUGCUUCCAUCACUGCUCGCGCUGACGAGGCUCAGCCGGCCCAGAACGGUACUGCUCCUGAGGACGGCAAGCAGAAUGAGGGCAAGGACGGCAAGAACGAGAACCAGAACAAGGACCAGAACAAGGACCAGGGCGAGGACCGCAACCAGAACCAAGGCAAGGAUGGAAAGGGCCGUGAGCAGAACAAUGGCCAGAACAACAACAACAAUAACAACAACAACAACCAAGACAAGAACAACAACGAUCGCAACCAGAACCAGAACCAGAACCAAAACCAAAACCAAAACCAGAACCAGAACCAGAACAACCAGGAUCUUAUCAACCAGCUGCUGCAGAACGGUAACCUGAACCAGGGUGUCCUCAACCCCUGGCUCAUCAGCAACAUUGGUCAGCUUGGUGUCGGUCAGAAUAUCAACAUUGGCAACCUCAACAGCAUCUCCCUCGCCCAGCAGCUCGCUCUUGUCUCUCAGGUCGAGCAGCUCCAGAUUCUGCAGCAGCUUCAGCUCAUCAACCAGCCCCAGAUCAUCACUGUUCUGAACCAGGGCUUUGUCCAGCAAGGCGCCACCAUUGCUAUUGUCGCUUAA
This is a messenger RNA of Beauveria bassiana ARSEF 2860, 780 nucleotides long. RefSeq lists its product as uncharacterized. The transcript has 2 exons. Lineage: Eukaryota; Fungi; Ascomycota; Sordariomycetes; Hypocreales; Cordycipitaceae. The record is from RefSeq and is a predicted model, not a curated record. Bases 1 to 780 code for a protein of 259 amino acids.